Molecule: messenger RNA, 2073 nt
Organism: Xylaria bambusicola
Lineage: Eukaryota; Fungi; Ascomycota; Sordariomycetes; Xylariales; Xylariaceae
Exons: 3
Coding region: 580-1470 (296 amino acids)
Source: RefSeq, a predicted model, not a curated record
CGUGUACUAGAUAGCAAAAAGGGCAUCACGACCUGACAAAGUGCCCAGAACUUUCAACACUCGCAUGAUCUCUAAGCCCUCUUAGUGUAACCAAUUGAGAAACCACAGAGCUUGGCUUGUCUUGGUGUUGGAAAGCUGAUGAGAUUCUGCUGAGAACCGAAAAAAAUAAGUUCAAUAGGUGAUGCCUCCGGUGUCCUAUUUGAUUAGACACUAGGUAGGCAUAUUCCUUGGCCGAGGCCCUCACCUUGAAUCGAAUACCCUAUGGUUUCGUCCUUUGGCUUGAAAUCACUAUAAGCGAAAAGAGAAGAGACGCCAGAAGCAGUCAACCCCAUUUAUUGAUUGGGGAGUAUUCCUGCCAAUAAGCUGUUGCGGCUAGGAUUAUGCCCACGGGAUACUUCCACAACAACACAGACGCAAUACGUGGCCUCGAGAAAGAUCGCCGUCGAUUCUGUGUCACAUUAUCGGCGCCAUAAAUCGCGUCAUCUUAUCGUUUCCGAUCAAUCAUUACUGGGAUCGCGAAUUUAAGUUCUACCGGACCAUUCAACCGCAAUCAUCCCGCUAUCCUAUAAUUCGUCCGACAUGGAUCCCGGGAACCUGUUCCGCCUCCUCGGACCUGAGAUUCAGGAUCCAGAAGAAGAAACUUUCUUGCUCUUCUCCCAGGAGAUCCCCUCGCAGAAUCUUGGGUUUGUGGAUUCUCAAGCUACAACCAUCGAUCUGACCAUCAGUGGAAAAGAUUAUAUAAUACACCAAUCACCGACGAUUCUAAAUCGCCCAGGUAGCACGACGGGGGCUGUCAUUUGGAAAAUCACUCCGCUAGUAGCUUCAUGGCUGAGCUCACCCGAGAAUCUCCUUUGGAAAACGGGAGCGCUCUCGUCUUCAAGCAGCGUGCUUGAGUUGGGAUGUGGAAUUUCCGGCCUUGUCGGCUUGGCCGUCUCUCCUCUGGUAUCCCGCUACGUGCUCACAGACCAGACAUAUGUAGCCAGGCUCGUGGAGAAGAAUCUCGAAGAAAACAUCCUUGUCCAACAGAGAGCAUCAUCUCAGAAACGCAAGGGAAAGCCGUCGUCUGCCGCUGCCAAUCCCAUAAAAUUACACUUCACGCCCCUGGAUUGGGAGCUAGAUGAAGUAACACGCUCUCUCACGGGAUCGCCUGAUGUCGCCAGCUUUGACGCGGUCAUCGCCUGCGAUUGCAUCUAUAACGACACGCUCAUCGAGCCUCUCGUUCAAACGUGCGCCGACGCCUGCGGUCUGCGACAGAGAGUAGACCAGGAGACUGGUGAGACAGCGCCACCAUCCCUUUGUAUCGUUGCACAGCAACUUCGGGAUCCGGAAAUAUUCGAAGGUUGGAUCAAGGCGUUCGCCAAACGCUUCCGCGUCUGGCGGGUGCCAGAAGAAAUGCUCUCAAAGGAACUGCGUGCGAACACAGGAUUCGUGGUGCAUGUUGGGAUCUUGAGAGUUGCAGGUGUGCCGUGAGUGUGUUCAAGUGAGAUACGUGAACAAGUCAAAUACACCACGAAGAAAGCCGGUGUCAGGUUCUGUUUAUCGCGCUGAGGCUGCUGUUCAGAUUGGCUGCCGAGCAGAAGUCAUAAUCGAGACUAGGUAAAAAGCACCAAACAUAACAAGUCUCCUCUAGGCAAAAGUAGAAGCCCGGAUCAAGACAUCUCAUCCAGCUCGGGGUUAUCAGAUGCCAUGACACAACACAUAUACUCCGUACCGCUUCAGCGGGCCAUAUGAAUGCACUCGAAACGUCGGACAACACAGUAGUAUAAAUCCAACUGGGCACGGCAUAUGCUCCUGAAAGCAAGGUGCCAUUAAAGCAAAGCAAACAAGCAAGUCAUUCAGGAAAUGCACACGAGUCCAACGGACAGUCCAGAGUUCAUUCCCCACGCUAUUAACGCUUAGCAACUACACGCAGAAACCUGAAUUCAAUAUAAAUACACGUCAUAACGAGCAUAGAGUUAGAGGGAGCUACCCUUGCACUAUCCACGCAAUUGAAUAUACUUAACGUCGAGCAGAGUAUAAACAAUGUCAUGUCAUUUCAUCUCAGCUCAGCUCACAUUGACACCUGCGGUCUGA